Messenger RNA from Serendipita indica DSM 11827, 1200 nucleotides. The record is from the annotation of a GenBank genome assembly. NCBI's taxonomy places the organism in Eukaryota, Fungi, Basidiomycota, Agaricomycetes, Sebacinales, Serendipitaceae.
AUGUCAAAGCGAAAGUGGGACCAGACUGGCGAGCCCGCCGAAGAGACUCCAUCAAAGGUAUCCAAAACAGACGAUGGGAAAUCGGCCUCUGAAGCCGCCGCUGCUGCUGCAGCAAUAGCGGCAAAAAUAGCGGCUCAGUUUUCUGCAUCUACCCCUAGCAGCGCGCCAGCGCCUUCUUCCAGUGCUGCGCGCACACAGGCCGCAUUAGCAAACAGUGGCGCGACUGUAGUCACCGACGACAAACGAAAAGAUCCUCACGACUCUGAAUUUACAUGCGACAUUGAAAUCAACGACGUCCGGAACCGGUAUAUGCUCACAAAGGGAGCCACACAGCAAGAGAUUUAUGCAGAGACGUCUGCAAGCGUGACAACAAAGGGCGUCUGGUAUCCCGACAAGAGCAAGGCAACCGAGAAGGACCCCCCGUUGUAUCUCCACAUUUCCGCGACGACACAAGAAAUCUUAGACAAGGCUGUCAAGCGUAUCAAUGAUCUCAUUGCCCAAGACCUCGGCCCACUGGUAGAGGACAGACGAAAGGAAUUUGGAAAGAGGAAAUGGGCAGAGGAAAAGAUUCCUAUUGGACUGGAGAUGCUGCGCAAUUUCAAUGUCCGAGCAAAAGUUGUCGGUCCACAGGGAAUGUUUGUUAAGCAUAUUCAGCAAGAAACAGGCACGCGUGUUCAGAUCAAAGGCCAAGGCUCUGGGUUUUACGAGACCGAGACUGGUCGCGAGUCAGACGAGCCUAUGCACAUUCACAUCACAGGACCCGAAGAUGGCCAGAUUGCGCGAGCCAAGGACCUUGCUUUGGAUUUGCUCGAAGUCGUCAGGUCGGAAUGGGCUAAAGCAAAGGCUGUCCUUGACCAGCAGAUGGGAUAUCCCUAUGCUGCUUACUAUGGGGCAUAUGCGGGAACUGGCGGCCCUGCUCCGCCACCACCCAGUGGCGAGGCACCUCCACCACCUCCUUCAGAUGCGCCUCCUCCGCCUCCGCCUGAUGGUCAGCCGCCUCCGCCUCCUAGUGGCGCACCUCCGGCCAGCGGCUCUGCCUCGUACACUGCAUAUAUGGAGCAGUACACCAAAUACUGGGCCUCCAUGGGUUACGACGUCAACUCUGCAGCGUUUAAAGACUGGAUGGCGACCCAGAUGAGUCAAAAUCAACAGGGGACUGCACCGAAUGGUGGACAAGCACCCUCACAGCCAAGCUCCUAA